AUGGCUGAACAGCAACAAUGUUCUUCCUCAAGUGAUCCUGUUGCCAUAGCAACACCAAGUGCUCCUACAGGUGCUGUCUCAACGUAUGAUACAUCUUUAUUGCCAAAGGAAAAUUAUAAUUCUUUGGGGUACUUUCAAAUAGAGAAAAGGAUCGGACAAGGACAGUUCAGUGUUGUAUUUAGAGCAUGUAAUGCGGUAGAUGGUCAACAUGUUGCAUUAAAGAAAAUACAAAUAUUUGAAAUGGUGGACGCUAAAGCACGUCAAGAUUGUAUCAAAGAAAUUGAACUCCUGAAAUCUUUAGAUCAUCCGAAUAUUAUCAGAUAUCUAGCAUCUUUUAUUGAAAAUAAUGAACUCUACAUUGUGUUAGAAUUAGCAGAGGCUGGAGACCUUUCUCGAAUGAUAAAACAUUUUAAGAAAAGAAAGAAACUUAUUCCUGAAAAGACUAUUUGGCGGUACUUUGUCCAAGUGUGUUCUGCAUUAGAACAUAUGCAUUCAAGAAGAGUGAUGCAUAGAGAUAUAAAACCUGCUAAUGUAUUUGUUACAAGUACAGCUGUUGUUAAGCUGGGUGACUUAGGGCUGGGUAGAUUUUUUAGUUCAAAGACAACGGCAGCACAUUCACUUGUUGGAACACCCUAUUACAUGUCCCCAGAGAGAAUUCAUGAAAAUGGCUACAAUUUUAAAUCUGAUAUUUGGUCCUUAGGAUGCUUAUUAUAUGAGAUGGCCGCUCUCCAAUCUCCCUUUUAUGGUGACAAAAUGAACCUGUAUUCUCUCUGUAAAAAAAUAGAAAAAUGUGACUACCCACCUCUUCCCUCUGAUAUUUAUUCAAAAGAACUGAGAGAUUUGGUAAAUAGUUGUAUUAAUCCUAACCCAGAAAUCCGUCCAGAUAUCCAACACGUUUAUGCAGUUGCUCAGCGUAUGAGGACUGUUACUGCUGCCAUGACGACACCCUCUGAAGCAAAUGGAUCUACACCUUCAUAG
Molecule: messenger RNA, 978 nt
Organism: Gigantopelta aegis
Lineage: Eukaryota; Metazoa; Mollusca; Gastropoda; Neomphalida; Peltospiridae
Product: serine/threonine-protein kinase Nek7-like
Biological process (GO): protein phosphorylation
Molecular function (GO): ATP binding; protein kinase activity
Source: RefSeq, a predicted model, not a curated record